Musa acuminata AAA Group (dessert banana) is the source of this 1103-nucleotide messenger RNA. RefSeq lists its product as uncharacterized. Gene Ontology annotation, biological process: mRNA splicing, via spliceosome. The transcript has 9 exons. The record is from RefSeq and is a predicted model, not a curated record. NCBI's taxonomy places the organism in Eukaryota, Viridiplantae, Streptophyta, Magnoliopsida, Zingiberales, Musaceae. Bases 325 to 726 code for a protein of 133 amino acids. Gene Ontology annotation, cellular component: U4/U6 x U5 tri-snRNP complex; spliceosomal complex.
UCCUCUCCUCUCGCUGCUACGAGUUCCAUCGCCAGCCAACAUACGGUACAGUUUGGUCGCGACGACCCCUGGUCGUGAUCCCCUUCUAAUCUUUCCGAUAAGAAAUCCAUGGUCGUUCCAUGAUUAGGUCAAAAUCUUUGCUCGAUUGCUGAUUCUUUUCGGAAUCAAAUAUCGGAUUUUUGUUUGCGGUCUUUAGUGCUAUGCGAUCGUCAAGGUAGAGGAGCUUUUGUUGCUUCCCUUGCUGAAAGAGCCGUCUUGACAGCAGAUUCUAAUGGCUCAACCUCGCACUAACGCUGUUGGAGUAGACAACACAUUUCGUAGGAAAUGAGAACGCGAGAACGAGAAAGGCAAGAGGAUGAGGAGUCCAAAUUCAAAUUCAAAGAAAAAGCUCCUCUUGUUCAAAGGAAACCCUUGAAGCACAGGAACUAUGAAGUUGACCUCGAAUCCCACUUGGGGAAAACUCAGGUUGUUACCCCCAUUGCAUCACUAAGCCAACAGGUUCAAGAACGAUUUGAAAUGCUUAAGAAGCAAAAAGCUCCGGAGAGCUUUUCUGAGCAAGAUUUGGAUGAGAGGCUAAGAAAACAGCAGGAAGAGGAGGAGUGUCUGGGUCGUGAAAGAAAGAAGGAGAAGAAGAAAGAGAAGGCUGCACAAGAAGAAACGGAGGAUGUCGACCCCGAUGUGGCGGCUAUGAUGGGAUUUGGAGGUUUCCGGUCAUCGAAGAAGUGAUAUAUGAGCAAUAGCUGCAUGGGUCUUCCAAUUUGAUGCUCUUCAAUGGCUUUAGCCCGCAUAGCCGAGACUUUCCGGUGUUAGCGUAGAUUAUUAGAGCAAUUCAGGAGAUAGGCAGGCACAAUGUUGCUGUGGGAACCUGGGUGGUGAUGAUGCUUGAGUUUAUUGAAAAGCUUAAUGGUGAAGAACAGAAUGCUCAUCUUGUUGGGUUGAACUACCCAAAGCUAAAAGUAGUUUCUGUAAGUAAUUCUCAUACAUCACUCAAUCUGAGGACUAAACAUGGAGAAAGAAACAAAAUGUGUCUUGACUACUGUUCCUGUGGAUCAUAGAUUUGAUAUGACAUCCAAUCGCAUAAUCUUGAUUUAAAUUUACAUUCA